AUGCAAUCAGAAAGUCCUAAACUUUAUUUGUUAUAUGAACGGAUUUUUACAACAUACAAAACUAUCUUGGAAUGUUUUGCUAAACCAGAAUUAUUGCAGCUGACUGAAGAUGAAAAAAACAGUAGAAAGGAUCUUAACUUGGAUUUAGAGAACAAAAUUUUGAAUUUAGAAUAUGAAAAUAAACAACACCAUGUAUCAAUUGAAGAAAUAUACCUUGGUGGCAAUGUUAUUUCCCUCUUAUUGAAACAAUACUUAGGAAUGAACUGGAAAUAG
Messenger RNA from Parnassius apollo (apollo), 273 nucleotides. The record is from the annotation of a GenBank genome assembly. Lineage: Eukaryota; Metazoa; Arthropoda; Insecta; Lepidoptera; Papilionidae.